Messenger RNA from Geosmithia morbida, 1185 nucleotides. RefSeq lists its product as uncharacterized. The record is from RefSeq and is a predicted model, not a curated record. The coding region runs from base 1 to 1185 and encodes 394 amino acids. The transcript has 2 exons. NCBI's taxonomy places the organism in Eukaryota, Fungi, Ascomycota, Sordariomycetes, Hypocreales, Bionectriaceae.
AUGCUCUGGAAGCAACUGAUCCUGGCGGCCACGGCCGCCACGGGUUUCCUCCUGGUGCCCGAGACGACCGAGGCAGAGGAGGAGAUGUACAAGGCCCUGCCGUUCGACGUAUACGCCAGCGAGAUACCGGCGACGGCCAUGCGUCAGGUGGUCGAGGUGCCCUGCGCCAAGUGCAAGGGCAAGGACUCGCACCUGAGCAUGGACAUCGCCGUGGAGGACGGGUCCCGGCUCACGCUCAACGGCUACGAGCUCUACCCCAGCGCCGACCCGUGGCACGGCGACCUGACGGCCUCCCUGGUCAAGGCCAACGGCAAGAAGAAGGAGCAGCUGCUGGGCUACAGCCUGGCCGUCGGGCCCCAGGCCUACGACGAGGAGCAGUCCAUGGGCAUGGUCAGCAUCGCCCUGCACAUCAUCGAGGUCGGCGGCCGCUUCAUCGAGGGCAUCCCCACCAUCGACAUCCGCAUCAUCCGCGCCCCCACCGGUGACAUCCUCAUCGGCGACGUCGCCCUCGCCGACACCGAGACCCCCCGCUGCGCCAGCUUCCUCUGCCGCCUCAAGGAUGGCGCCGAGGCCAUGCUCCGCGGCUUCGGCGCCCACGGCCGCCACGGCCGCCACGGCCGCCACGGCGACUGCCAAGGCAACAGCAAGGCCGGCGCCGGCCCCAACGGACACCACCGCGGCGGCCGCCCCCCCAUGGGUGCCGACGACAGGAUGAGCGUGGGCCACGAGAUGCACCAGGACCAUGACGACGACGGCGACGACGACGGCCGCCGCCCCCACCACGACGGUCCUCACCCGCAUCACCACCACCCUCACGGCCCGGCCCGGCCUUUCUCCGACAACGUGCCCAGCUGGGGUCCUCUGUUCAAGAUUGUCGCCUUUAGCAUCGUCCUGCCCGUCCUGACUGGCAUCACGGCUGGUGUCGGUGUCGCCCUCUUCGUCAUGGGCAUCUGCAGCUUCGCCGCCAUGCUCGUGCGUGCCCGUCGUGCCAACAAGGCCACCGGCGCUUCCAUCGCCACCAAGUGCCGUCGUAUCUGCCGUCGCUCCCCCGAGACUGAGCGCGCCUCCGAAAACGAGAAGGUCGGUCUCAUGGACGAGACCUACCAGGACGACCUCGACGAGGAGGCGGCCCCCCUUCAGCGUGAGGCUGAUAAGGUCGGCGAGCGUGCCGACGAGCGCGUCUAG